This is a messenger RNA of Xyrauchen texanus (razorback sucker), 2097 nucleotides long. Its product is annotated as proline-rich protein 35-like. The coding region runs from base 1 to 2097 and encodes 698 amino acids. The transcript is spliced from 2 exons. Lineage: Eukaryota; Metazoa; Chordata; Actinopteri; Cypriniformes; Catostomidae. The record is from RefSeq and is a predicted model, not a curated record.
AUGUCUAAGGAUGACUGUAAAGUGGGGUGUAAGCAUAAGGAACGGAAACCCAAAAAGCCGCACUACAUCCCUCGACCGUGGGGCAAACCCUACAACUACAAAUGCUUCCAAUGCCCUUUCACCUGCAUGGAAAAAUCCCACCUGUACAACCACAUGAAGUACAGCUUGUGCAAAAACUCCUUGUCGUUGCUCAUCGAGUCCGACUGGCCUUAUAAAAAGGGCAGUCCGCUUUAUCCAGACCAGCUCCGGCUCCAGCAGGGAGGUCUACGCUCCCGCAGCCCCGGUAAGAGUCACUCCGAUCGGGCUGAGAUGUCGGACGAGCCCCCUCAUUCGGCAACAAGCCUGGAGGUCGGUGUGAACAAAGAUAGAGAGGAAGUAGAAAUGGAGAGGGAAGCAGAGAAAGACGAAGACGUGGCCGAGACAAAUGGGCUGGCGGUUUUGGGUCCAGAGCCUGCGGAGACAAGAGGAGGAACCAAACGAUCCAAGCAAGAAGCAGAACUCUUGAUGGCGGAUGUGUUCUCACUGGAAGAGCAACUCUUGCGAGCACGCUCGGUUGAAGUAGAAUCAAAAUUGCGACAUUAUAGACUCUCGAAGACGUGCCUUUCUGGGCCGGCGGCCUUGCUUUCGGAACAAUGGCGCAUCCUUAGCAACCAUACGUCCAGUGCUAAACCCAGGUCUGACUCUGUGCCCUCUUCUUUACCUUGUUAUCCCACACCAGCGUCAACGGGGCAAUAUGAAUGCUCUGACUCUCCUGGUUUCAAUCUAUCUUUGCUUGGUGUUGGAUACCCGUUGGCACCCGGACUCCUUUCGUAUCUAAACCCAGCACUGAGCAUACCAACAUCAGCAAGUGCCGUGGCCACAACUGCACAUGCUCAGAUCUCCCCGCUACCUUUUUUGGCAUCAACCGGACAGCUCGCUCAUGCACAGAGACACUCUGAGCGAUCUUUACUUCCGCCUCACCUGUAUUACCCUUUUCUUUGUGAACACACCUUUGGAGCUACGCCCUCCUCAACCCCAGCGUCCUCUGAGACAGUUAAACUCAUCAAACCGUCCACAAUGAGUCUACCACCCCCUUCGUACCUUCCUAAACUAAACUCGUGGAAGGUCCCGGCUCUUCGGCCCACGUCCAGUCAAACCUCACCUGCAGCUUGGGUGUCUCCUACAUGUUCUUCUCCAGAACCGAGUCAUGGCGGAAAAGAAAGGCUCCGAUCGAGGGAAGGGAAGGCUGGCUGGACGCAGGAAACUCCAUUCAUCAGAGAGCAAAGUUUGAAGAGGACAGCGGCAUCAUUGGGCACCCAUGGUGCGCCAGUGGAGAAGAAACCUGCACUGGAGUUUCCCCUUGAGACCCUGAAAAAUGCUCACAAAUCCACUUCAAUUGCUGCCAUGGUGACCAGACGCCCACUACACAACAGUGAUCCCACCUCCCCGCUGCAUAUGUCUGAACCACUGGAGGCGAGACAGAGAGGAAUGGAGAGAGACACGGACCCGGCAGCUGCUCUCCUACAGGAUUUCUCCACCUUACUGCAGGAGUACCAGAGCACAGAGCAGCGCGCCGCAGCAGUCCCUGAGCAGAGCCACCUGUGGGCACACCUGGGCAAAAUCCGUUCGGCGCUUUCACACAUACAACAGGCACUGGAGCAGACCGCUCGAUCUAAUGAUGGACCGCUUGAUUUAUCCAUCAAAAAAGCUUCAAACACAAACGCGCCAGGAGACGCCACCAUGAGAGGCGUUUUAGGAGAAACAAAAGAACUGGUUGAUGAAAACUGCUCAGAUACAGAAGAGGAGGAAGAUGAUGAUGAUAAAGACGACAGAGAAACAGUAGAGCGCAGAAGCAGUUUUAAAGAACAACGGAAGUGUUCUCUAGAUGCGCUGAUGAAGCUGAAUCAGUCUGUAGUGAAUACAGAGGUACUGACUAACAGAAGGUUGGCGUUACGGGGAGGAGCCGCUGAAGCUCUGUGGCACAGCAGAACUACCAAAUGUGAAGCCGACUCAAGCGUUCUUCUGUGCUCCAAAACACCCAACAUACCUCCGUCCAUACAACACCUGGACACUCUGUGUCCAACCAGCCCAUUAACAGCCACCGAUACAAUGGUGUAG